Messenger RNA from Talaromyces atroroseus, 999 nucleotides. RefSeq lists its product as hypothetical. The coding region runs from base 1 to 999 and encodes 332 amino acids. The transcript has 2 exons. Lineage: Eukaryota; Fungi; Ascomycota; Eurotiomycetes; Eurotiales; Trichocomaceae. Gene Ontology annotation, cellular component: plasma membrane; fungal-type vacuole. The record is from RefSeq and is a predicted model, not a curated record.
AUGGAGUGGAAUUCGACAAGUUUCAAUGAAACGCUCUUUAAUGACCCCGAACUCUGCACACUCGACACUUGCCCUCUAUCCCUGGCCUAUGUCAGGUACAUUCCCUCUCUAUGGGGCAACGCCUUCUUCCUGUCGCUGUUCGCGCUCAUUCUAGCCAUCCAGUUCGGUUUGGGGCUAUACUACAAAACAUGGACCUAUAUGAUUGCCAUGUGCUGUGGCUUGACUGGCGAGGUCCUUGGAUAUGCCGGGCGUAUGCAGAUGCAUUACAAUCCUUUCCCUGAAGAGCCGUUUCUUCUGUACUUGGUCUCUCUCACUAUUGCCCCAGCAUUCCUCGCUGCUGCUGUAUAUCUAUGUCUCUCUCGAAUCGUCAUUGUCUAUGGCAAGAAAAUCUCCUACUUCCGCCCCAAAACAUACACCUACCUCUUCAUUGCCGGCGACGUUAUCGCGCUUUUGCUCCAAGCAGCCGGAGGUGGCAUCACAUCGAGCUCAUCGGGAUCUAUGGGGCAGGACGGGAUCAACAUCAUGCUUGCCGGUGUAUCCUGGCAAGUCUUCAGUCUGGGCGUCUUCAUCGGCCUCUGCAUCGACUUUGCCCUGCGCGUCCGCCGUGCCUCUCCAUCCGACUUCAAUCCGCAGUACGACUCACUACGCGCAAGCCUUCAGUUCAAGUCCUUCUUAGUCUGUCUCUUCAUGGCGACAUUGACAAUCUUUGUCCGCUCCGUUUUCCGUUGCGCGGAGCUUUCUGGUGGGUUUCAGGGUGCCUUGGCCAAUGAUCAGGUCACUUUCAUGAUCCUUGAAGGCGCGAUGAUCUCUAUUGCCGCUUUGGCGUUGACUGUUUCGCAUCCGGGGUUGGUGUGGAAGGGCGAGUGGAGAAAGUUGGCGCUGAGUAUGAAAGGGGAAGAAGAAAAUCUCCUGGGACAUGAACGUAAUAAAUCCAUCUCUGGAAGUGAUUCGAGUUUCGUUGAGAUGAAUUUCAGGUCGAGUGAAAGAGACUUUGCAUAA